AUGGGGAAAAGGCUUAAAUUUGCCCAAAGAGGAGCCGCUAAUACAUAUAUAUCUAGAACACAGGCGUUGAGAAAAUUACAACUUUCCUUGUCAGAUUUCAGGAGGUUGUGUAUACUUAAAGGCAUUUAUCCACGCGUUCCUUCCAAUUUUAAACAUUUAAAGAAAACUUCAACUUUUUACUUUAGAAAGGAUAUAAAAUUUUUAUCGCAUGAGCCCCUUCUUCGCAAGUUUAGGGAGAUCAAGGCUUUUACUAGUAAAAUACGUCGAGCUCUUGGUAAAGGGGACAAGAACACCGUAGAGCGUUUACGCGAAAAUAAGCCUGUUUACACCGUUGAUCACUUGGUAAAAGAAAGAUAUCCCACAUUUCUUGAUGCGCUUCGAGAUUUAGAUGAUGCUCUUUGCUUAGUGUUUUUAUUUAGGAUUAUGCCCAGAUCGAAUAAAAUUAAAGGCAAUCUUGUUUCACUCUGUGAUACUCUUUCGAGAGAGUUUAUGAAUUACGUAAUUUACACAAAUUCUUUAAGGAAAACUUUUUUAUCUAUAAAAGGCAUUUAUUAUCAAGUUGAGAUUAUGGGCCAAACUAUUACUUGGAUAACUCCUUAUCUGUUUAAGCAAAAGAUACCAGAAGACGUGGAUUUUCACGUUAUGCUGAACUUUUUAGAAUUUUACGCGACUGCUCUCGGUUUUGUAAAUUGUCAUCUCUUUCAGUCGUUAGGGUUGAAGUAUCCGCCAGAAAUCGAUUUGUUUGUUGAUGAAAAAUCCGGAAGUCUCAAAGCUUUUAAGAUGGUCUCCGUCAGUAAUCUUUUUGCUGGUGUUAGCGAAGUUGUUGAUUCCAAUAAUUCUAAUAAUGCGAAUUUAGAAAAAGUCGUGGAAAUUGCAGAGCUUAAUCCAGAUUUGAAAGCUCAACAAAAUGCCACAGAAAAAAGAAUAGCAACUUUAAAGAGCGUUAUAACUUCGAUUAGUGCUGCAGAUGAUAAAUUCUACGAGGAAGAGCCUCAGCUCGACCCCAGCAAAACUGUGCUUGAUUUAUUCGAUCCAGCCGGUCCAGAUAACGACAAAGUCAUUGACGAUGAAGAGGUCUAUCAAAAGCUUUUUUCAGGCUGCACUUUUUUUUUAGGAAGAGAGGUCCCCCGAGAAUCUCUUGAGUUUGUGAUCCGUUCCUGCGGCGGCGUUGUUUCCUGGGAAGGUCUGACCUACGACGAGGCGGAUCCUUCCAUUACCCAUCACGUGGUCGAUCGGCCCACCUUGGCUAAGCGGUCUACUCGGUAUUACGUCCAGCCUCAAUGGAUCUACGACAGCGUCAAUGCUAGAAAGCAGCUUCCAGUAGAGCUUUACUUGGAAGGAAAACUGCUUCCACCUCAUUUAUCGCCUUUUGUGGAUCCCGAAGAAGAUGAAUAUCUUAUGAGCCGUAAACUGCAAAAGGAGAGGAAGGCCAGUAGAGCAGUGGACGAGGAGAACGAGUUGGUUCUGCAUAGAAAAGAACUGGAAGCCGAAAGAGCGGGCAUCAGCUUUUCCUCUUCUCUCAAUUUCUCUGAGAAAACUUUUGCUUCUCCAAAGAAAAAGAGAAGCGCAAUCGAUGUUGAAGCAGAAGAGAAGGCGCUUGCUAGAAUUAUGAUGCCUAGAAAACAUAAAAAGCUCUACACGAGAAUGAUGAAAAAAGAGAAACGGAAAUUGGCACACAUUUCAAAAUUGGCUAAAAGGAGGAAAGCUUUGAAUAACACUGCACUCUCAUAA
Messenger RNA from Zophobas morio, 1731 nucleotides. RefSeq names its product pescadillo homolog. NCBI's taxonomy places the organism in Eukaryota, Metazoa, Arthropoda, Insecta, Coleoptera, Tenebrionidae. The record is from RefSeq and is a predicted model, not a curated record. Gene Ontology annotation, molecular function: RNA binding. The transcript is spliced from 16 exons. Gene Ontology annotation, cellular component: PeBoW complex; nucleolus. Gene Ontology annotation, biological process: maturation of LSU-rRNA from tricistronic rRNA transcript (SSU-rRNA, 5.8S rRNA, LSU-rRNA); ribosome biogenesis. Bases 1 to 1731 code for a protein of 576 amino acids.